Dromiciops gliroides (monito del monte) is the source of this 924-nucleotide messenger RNA. It is a transcript of the gene KRTCAP2, whose product is annotated as keratinocyte associated protein 2. The coding region runs from base 415 to 885 and encodes 156 amino acids. Lineage: Eukaryota; Metazoa; Chordata; Mammalia; Microbiotheria; Microbiotheriidae. The record is from RefSeq and is a predicted model, not a curated record. The transcript is spliced from 5 exons.
GGACUGGCCGAGUUCUGGCUGGGGACCCUCAGUAGGGCUAGCUGAGGGGCCGUGGCGGAGUUAGGGGGGAGAAGGGAGGAAUGGGAGCUCUGCUGCUCCCGGGCCGAAGCCUCGGCUGUGCUGACGUGGCCGGCCAUCCUCAAAGGGGAGGGCUUCAAAGGAGACCGAGCGCUGGGAAGGGGCCUGGAACACUUCUCGUCCCCAUUUUACAGACGAGGAAACUGAGGUUCAGAGACCGGAAGUGAAACCCCCUACCCCCACCUCACGGUGCCACACAGAGCCAGAGUCCGGAUUCGAACCCAGCAUUCUGCUCAGUGCUGCCUUAUCAUAGAUUGAGUGAUUGAAUGAGGCAUUACCUCGGGAGUAAAGGUGUUAGUGGGAGAACUGACCGUUAUUGGCACACUAUUGAGGAAUAUGGGCUAUCCUUUGAGGACUUCCGCGGGAACUGAACAUGAUUUGUGUUCAUUGGAGAACACUGUGGUGGGCACAGGCACUUCAUUGGCCCUCUCUUCGCUCCUGUCCCUGCUGCUUUUCGCAGGGAUGCAGAUGUACAGCCGGCAGCUGGCUUCCACUGAGUGGCUCACUAUUCAAGGGGGACUGCUGGGCUCAGCACUCUUUGUCUUCUCCCUCACCGCCUUCAACAAUUUAGAGAAUCUGGUCUUUGGUAAAGGGUUCCAGGCCAAGAUCUUCCCAGAGAUUCUCAUCUGCCUCUUAUUGGCUCUCUUUGCCUCUGGCCUCAUCCACCGUGUCUGUGUGACCACCUGCUUCAUCUUCUCCAUGGUUGGUCUUUACUACAUCAACAAAAUCUCCUCAGCUUUGUAUCAGGCAACUGCACCAGUCAUUGCCCCGGUCAAGGUUACAGGCAAAAGCAAGAAGAGGAACUGACCCCGGAAUGACCAAUAAAGCUGAAUCUUUUAUAACCUA